CCGGCGGCUGCUCCGAGCGUUCUUGGACCUUUCAACGACAGGUCAAGUAGCUAUAGGGCCUAUGACGCGGACCCGCCUUCGAUGACCCGCACUUUGUAUCAAGAAACAGGACAUCAUUCGUUGCUGUCCCACAGAACGGCCUUGUUCCUGAACUUGAUGAUCUGGAUAUCGCGAGGAGCGACGCUACACACUGGGCGACGUGAACUGACUGCAUACCAAAUGUCUACCGGAAGCACACGGCUACACCCACAAUUACACCCACAAUUACCCAGUCGUCACGUUAAACAUCUACCAUUAUCCUCCCGUUUUGGAAAGCCAUCAAAGCUCGGCUAGCGCUUGGGCCUGAGGACGGGAGUAUAAACCGGAACUGGGUUACUCUUGGGCACUGCUGAACCCUCGACUUGCCACCCUCUCCCAUGCCUGCACACUCCGACGCUGAUGUGCGGCGCCUCCGCCGUGUUCACCAGAAGUUUGGACCGUUGAUCAUUUCAACCAAUGUCCCUGUAUUGCCAGGUGUUCGCAGCGAUGAACCUAACAGCCCUAGCUCGUCGGUCGAACGAUCGAGCAUUGUCCCUCAGACGGCGAUCGCCGAAGGUCCCAUCGACGUUGUCUUUCCUUCGGUAGCGGUGCCCUGGCGCUUGCUUCAAAAGCUCGUCAACCAUGAAUCGGGCUCUGAGGGUAUUCCUGAGAUCGCUGCGCUCGUCACAGUUCUCCUCACUUCCAUCGAGUCCGUCCUCCAUAGCAUCUUCCACCGCGAGUUCCUGCUUCGACAAUGCAUUGUUCAUACUCAGAUUCGUGACACCAUUGUCCACUGCAGUUACGAGUUGCGUGACCAUGUAGCUGGCAUGGCUGCCGGCGAUAUUCCCUGCGUUAGGGAGAAUGCACAAGAGAUCAAACGUCUUAUUCGGGGCAUAGUGGGCCAUCUGUUGAUUCUCCAUCGGAAGGUCGAGGAAUUUCAUCGGGUGGACAUGAAGCCGCUACCAGCCUUACCGAUCGAAGAGGCGGAGGAGAGCAAUCCUCCCCACGCCGAAGCAAGCUCUACCGUUGCGCAUUCUCCUAUCGUGGACUCCCCCGUCUCAGACUCCCAAUCCCGGACUACAGAAGCCGACUCCACCCUGGGUACAACCGACAUCACCCCGGAGUCGUCGACCACCACUGUCUCGGCGGUGGUCUCUUCUGAGGCCAAGUCGCCGCUAGUAAAACCGCGUACUCGACGCCGGGACAAACUUCUUCAGCGCUUGCUACAACUCCGAGAGGACUUUCUCAAGUCGUUCCGUGUCGACUCAGAAGCCUUGGCAUCAUCUCUGGAGGAGCGGAAAGCUACUGCGCGGCAAUCGUUCAUCAAUGACCGAGUCGACCCAGGUGGCAAUGGGGAAACUGUCGACAUGCCGCUGCCCACGGGAGCUGCCGUAGCCAUAUGCUUCGACCAAAACGGUGAUGUUCGGGCCGCCUCACUGACGGCUUUGGUCCACAUCCUCACUUCGCAUCACGUGUUCACCAUGGACGAAGUCUCAGAGACGUUCUUUCUCGCCUUCCGUCUGUUCAGCUCGCCCCAGGCAGUUCUUGAGGCGGUUCAAGAGCGCUGGGACGAGCAGCCACCCCUGCCGCUGGACCAGCUGUCUCUUCCCCAGCAGCGUGUUUGGCUCCAGCAGAAGACCUACGUCGCCAACUGCAUCGCCCAACUCAUCCUCACCUGGCUGGAUGACUACUGGCGACCAAAGUAUGACAAACACAUGCUGCCCCAGCUCUCCGAGUUUGUCAAGGGGAAAUUCCCUGCUGCUGGCAUCCCGGCCCCCGUUCUGGGCCUUUUGCAGGAUGCGCUACACCGCGCAUCGCAGCCUGAUUACAACCCUCGUCGGCAACGCACCUUCGACACCGAGCGCGAUGGGCCGCCACCUCCCCCGCCGGAUUUCUUCUUGCUCGUCACACCGGACGACGAUUUCGGCGUCAGCCUGUCUUGCUUUGAUGCGCCCGGGGGCAGUGAACAGCUUGCUGUCGAGCUCACGCACAAAGCACAUGGUUUAUUCCGGGCCAUCGACAUCGAGCCCACAGUCUUCAAAUGGGUGAAGAACAGGCGUGAAGAACAGCUGCAACUCAUCGUAAUGGAGGAAACUAUCCUGGUUUGGGUUGCGAACAGCAUCUUGACCCUCGCGAACCGCACGGCCCGCGUUCAGCGUAUCGAGUUCUGGCUGGAUGUUGCUGCAGUCAAAUUGUUUUGGCUUGCGCAACUUCUCCACUGCAUCUGCGAUAUUCGGUGGCUUGGUUCUGUGGCCGGUGGAGCGAUUGAGCGUGACAAUUCUGGCAAGUUUUCGUCGCCGUCUCUCUCUUCCAUCCAAUCUUAUCUUGCGCAGAAUCUUUCUAUUAAGUCCAAAGAGCAGUACCGUCUUCUCAGCUCUAUGUACGACAAGAACUUUGCUGCAUAUCGCCGGGAACUAAGCAAGAGCACCGACUGCAAGCUUCCUGUCGUUCCCCUCAUAAGUACUGCGUUGCGCCAAGAUGUGAUCUCAGCUUAUGAGCUGUCGGACUUGACGAACGAAGCGGAGAAGGAGCUCAUCCAUUUUUCCGCCUUCAAGAUAUUGCGGCGUACUAUCCGCUCGAUGGAAGCAUCCAUGCUCCCAUACAAUAUCCAGCCCCUUCAGACGGUCCAAACAUUCAUCCAACAGCAAUUGGACGGGUACCGAAGUCACGAUGCGUUUUUGAAUACAUUCGAUGCAAUGAGUCUGCAACUCGAAGGACGCGCUCCAGCUCCAAUACAGAAAGGGCGGGCGUGGCUGCAGACCAUCAAGGGGUCUCCCGAGUCGGGGCAGUUUGCUCUGUUUGAGCUUCCCGAUCCGCGCACGGCUUCUCCACCGAGCUUCAUGCAGAAGUUUGCAGCGUUCCUCAAUCUUCGCCGAUCUGGUUGAACGACGCCCGUGUGUCGGUUCUGCUCCCCCACAUCCAUUUUAUGUUAUUCAUAUGUUUAUAAACCAACCAUGUAC
Messenger RNA from Mycena citricolor, 2978 nucleotides. NCBI's taxonomy places the organism in Eukaryota, Fungi, Basidiomycota, Agaricomycetes, Agaricales, Mycenaceae. The record is from the annotation of a GenBank genome assembly.